Molecule: messenger RNA, 4388 nt
Organism: Boleophthalmus pectinirostris (great blue-spotted mudskipper)
Lineage: Eukaryota; Metazoa; Chordata; Actinopteri; Gobiiformes; Gobiidae
Product: short transient receptor potential channel 7
Exons: 12
Coding region: 1-3024 (1007 amino acids)
Biological process (GO): manganese ion transport; regulation of cytosolic calcium ion concentration; calcium ion transmembrane transport
Cellular component (GO): cation channel complex; membrane
Molecular function (GO): inositol 1,4,5 trisphosphate binding; protein binding; store-operated calcium channel activity
Source: RefSeq, a predicted model, not a curated record
AUGUCUGACGAAGGAGAAGAAAGCGAUGGUGGGAGAGCGCGUCUCUCGGAGUCUCCCUCCUCGCCGCGGUCCCUCAGUCAUCCCCGAGGAUCUCCUUCCUCUCCGCGGCCCCUGGACCUCUGCUCCUCCGCCUCACCGCUGCUUGGAGAUACGGACCCACCGUAUCUCGCUUCUCCGGAGUGCCUCAACCCAUCAUUAGAGAGCAAGGACCCGGACUACUCCACACAAUUUACACCUCCAAAGUUCCAUCAGUCCACUGAUGACACAAGCUGUCCUAUUGCUUCGCGGCAGGAUGUGCGUUUAAAUGCGGUAUAUGACCACUAUGAUGACCCGUUUCCCAAAUGGAGAGGUCGUGGCGCGGCGAAUGCGGAGCGCUUUCAGCACCGCGGACAGAGAUUGCACCGUGGCCCGGAGCUGUCGGACUACGGAAAUCACUAUGGUGGGGAGCAAAUAGACACAGACUUCAGAACAGAAAGCCGCCAAACGGUGGAGGCCAUGCACCGGAGGCACACCACACUGCGGGAGAAAGGGCGUCGCCAGGCUGUGCGCGGCCCGGCCUACAUGUUUAAUGAGCGAGGGUCUGCGCUCACUGCAGAAGAGGAGCGAUUCCUAGACGCUGCUGAAUAUGGAAAUAUCCCUGUAGUGCGUAAAAUGCUGGAAGAGUCCAAAACUCUGAACUUCAACUGUGUGGACUACAUGGGCCAGAAUGCAUUGCAGCUGGCCGUAGGAAACGAACACCUGGAAGUGACAGAACUUUUACUAAAGAAAGAAGGUUUGGCAAGAAUAGGUGACGGUCUGCUUUUAGCUAUUUCCAAAGGAUAUGUUCGCAUUGUGGAGGCUAUAUUGGCACACUCAGCAUUUGGAGGGGGUCUGCGCCUGGCAGUGUGCCCAAUAGAGCAGGAAAUGCGUGACGAUGACUUUUACGCCUAUGAUGAAGAUGGGACACGUUUUUCCCAUGACAUCACCCCAAUCAUACUGGCUGCUCACUGUCAGGAGUAUGAGAUAGUGCACAUCCUGUUGACUAAAGGGGCUCGCAUAGAGAGGCCCCAUGACUACUUCUGUAAGUGUGACGAGUGCUUGGACAAGCAGAAGAAGGACUCUUUCAGUCACUCACGCUCCAGGAUGAAUGCUUAUAAAGGACUGGCCAGCGCUGCGUACCUGUCCUUGAGCAGUGAGGACCCUGUGCUAACUGCCUUGGAGCUCAGCAAUGAACUGGCAAGACUGGCCAACAUCGAGACUGAGUUUAAGAAUGACUACCGUAAGCUGUCCAUGCAGUGUAAGGACUUUGUGGUGGGGGUGCUGGACUUGUGCCGGGACACUGAGGAGGUGGAGGCCAUCCUCAACGGAGACGUGGACCUGUGCCCCCCCAGUGCCUACAACCGACCCUGCCUCAGCCGCGUCAAACUGGCCAUCAAGUAUGAGGUCAAGAAGUUUGUGGCCCAUCCAAACUGCCAGCAGCAGCUGCUCACUAUCUGGUAUGAGAACCUGCCAGGCCUGAGGCAGCAGUCCAUCGGGGUGAAGUGCUGGACCGUCCUGGGAGUCACUGUGGGGCUGCCCUUUUUGGCUAUUGCCUACUGGAUCGUGCCAUGUAGCAAGCUUGGUCAGAUCCUACGGAGUCCCUUCAUGAAGUUUGUUGCUCAUGCGGUCUCCUUCACCAUCUUUUUGGGGCUGCUGGUGAUCAAUGCCUCCGACCGCUUUGAGGGGGUCAAGAACUUGCCCAACGAGACCAUCACGGACCACCCCCGCCAGGUCUUCAGGGUCAAGACCACACAGUUCUCCUGGACAGAGAUGCUCAUCAUGAAGUGGGUCCUGGGUAUGAUCUGGUCUGAGUGUAAGGAGAUUUGGAGUGAUGGGCCGAGGGAGUAUGUUCUUCACCUGUGGAACGUCCUGGACUUCGGGAUGCUCUCCAUCUUUGUAGCAUCGUUUACUGCACGAUUCAUGGCUUUCCUCAAGGCGACCAAAGCACAGCAGUAUGUGGACAUGCACGUGCCUGAUGACGACCUUAGCAACGCCUCACUGCCCGAUGAAGUGGCCUACUUCACUUUUGCCAGAAACAAAUGGCGCCCCUCCGACCCCCAGAUCAUCUCCGAGGGCCUGUAUGCCAUUGCUGUGGUGCUCAGUUUCUCACGUAUUGCCUACAUCCUGCCAGCCAAUGAGAGCUUCGGGCCACUGCAGAUCUCCCUCGGCAGAACAGUGAAAGACAUCUUUAAGUUCAUGGUCAUCUUCAUCAUGGUGUUUGUGGCCUUUAUGAUAGGAAUGUUUAACCUCUACUCAUACUACCUGGGAGCCAAGUACAACCCUGCCUUUACCACGGUGGAGGAGAGCUUCAAGACACUUUUUUGGUCAAUUUUCGGUCUGUCGGAAGUUAUCUCUGUUGUCCUCAAAUACGAUCAUAAAUUCAUCGAGAACAUCGGCUAUGUCUUGUAUGGGGUCUACAAUGUUACAAUGGUGGUGGUCCUCCUCAACAUGUUGAUAGCAAUGAUCAACAGCUCAUACCAGGAGAUAGAGGAGGAUGCUGAUGUGGAGUGGAAGUUUGCUCGAGCAAAACUGUGGCUCUCGUAUUUCGAUGAGGGACGCACACUUCCUGCUCCAUUCAAUCUGGUCCCAAGUCCAAAGUCCUUCUACUACAUGGCGCUCCGCAUCAGGUCUUGCCUCGUCCACAUGUGUAAGGCCAACGGACAUCACUGCAACGAACUGGAGAUGGGCAUGCUCAACUCUCAGAACAAGGACGAGCGCUUCAGGACCUACCCUCGGCCGGGAGAGGAGUUUAUGCCCCGGAAAACUCGAAAACACCCCACAAGAUACCAGAAGAUCAUGAAGAGGCUGAUUAAGCGCUACGUCCUGAAGGCACAAGUGGACAGAGAGAACGACGAAGUUAAUGAAGGCGAGUUGAAAGAGAUCAAGCAGGACAUCUCCAGUCUCCGUUACGAGCUUCUGGAAGAGAAAUCCCAGGCCGCUGGAGAACUGGCUUUGCUUAUUCAGCAACUGGGCGACAAGUUUGGCAAAAACACCAUGAGACAUUAACGGUACUGCAGCAAAAGUAAGAGAAGGGUGAGACUGAGACAGAAGUUAAUAAGCAGUAAGAGCUCAGAUGAAGAAGGUGUCAACUUUAAGAGAAGGUUUUGUCAAGGCAAAAAACUUAGACUUAUGUAUAUGCAAAGAGUAAUUAUAAAGGAUAGGAAAAGUUAUCUUGAGGACUAGAGGUCACACAUACUCAUGCUGAGAAGAGUGAGAUGACAGGUGAAUCUGAAUUAAAGCCAUCUUCAGGGACAGUUGGGGAGAGGGGGCUUCUGGGUAAAAUGAUACAGUGCAUGAGGUAUUGUGGGACUUUGACAGACGUGAGGGGUAAAUAUAUGGGAAGAAUAGAUUUAGGAGGGGAAAAAGUGCCACUGCUCUUAACAAUUGUAUACUUUGCUUUAAAUGUUGUUAUGUCUUCUUCUGCUUGUCAUCAUACUGCACAACCCUUUUUGUACAUCAGGCAAUCUAAUUAACCCAUUCCUAUAUGUGUUUAUUGUUGAGUUUAGAGCUGUUUAAAAUAGGAAAACACAUCUUUCAUUUGAUGAUUUAUGCUUAUGUUUUCAGUCUGAAUCAUAAUAUCUUGUUUAUUUAGUAAUUUGUGCGAAUAUGGCCAAGUCAAAGGGGAAAUUUACCUGACUGAUUUAUUUAUUAAAGUGCCAUUCUAAAUAACACGUGCCCUUGUGUAGCAGAAGUGAAAAAAAAAAAAAAAAAAAUCGUACAAUAUACUCAAAAACAUUGUUAAAUAGAAACAGAUCUUCACAAUCUCUAUAAUGACUCAUCUUUUUUGCCAUAAGUAUUUGGGAUUCAGUGAAGAUAAUUAUAUGGUUUUGGAUACAGGCUAAGGGCAAAACAUAUUAUCCACAACUAAUCUAGAUUUACAUUUUUUAGUUCCAGUAUUAUUUUGGAUGUUUAAAAUGAACCACAUGCUUACACAAAUAUUAUUUUAAUUUAGUGACUUAUGCAACAUUUAUACUGUGCUAGAGUGAUGCAUAAAUUGUCAUUAACUUUUAGAUAAUGCUACUACAGGGUUUUCCAGGUUAAACUAUUUUGAUAUGCUUCAAGUGUUGGUAUUCUCUUGGAUGUAGAGUUUAUUCUAUAGAAACAAUCUCCAGCACCUUCACUCUAUGUAUUUGAACUUGUCAUUAAAAGACACUGUGUGAGUUAUCUUAUGAUAAAUAAGACAAUGGUAUAAAUUAUUUAUUCAAAGGAUAGUUCCAGGUUUAUUUGAUUAAGACUUGUGAAUUCAUGUAUUGUUUUUAUGUCUGAGAGAUCUCUAGAGCAGCUCACUAUUUCAUUAGUUUGUAUGCAGCCCACUUUUCUGUCACAAAGACAAAUCUCAACUGUAUUUUUAAUGGUCACUAAAUCACAGA